This is a messenger RNA of Colletotrichum phormii, 1344 nucleotides long. Its product is annotated as C6 zinc finger protein. Gene Ontology annotation, molecular function: zinc ion binding; DNA-binding transcription factor activity, RNA polymerase II-specific. The transcript has 5 exons. Lineage: Eukaryota; Fungi; Ascomycota; Sordariomycetes; Glomerellales; Glomerellaceae. Gene Ontology annotation, biological process: regulation of transcription by RNA polymerase II. The coding region runs from base 1 to 1344 and encodes 447 amino acids. The record is from RefSeq and is a predicted model, not a curated record.
AUGAACACCGCUCGGUCAUCACUUCCUCUCAUCGCAGCCGCCCCGAGCUUCAAUGAUUUUGACUAUGGGGCCUUCUUCCAAGGUGAAGACAUGUUACUCGGGGAUGAGAAUAUGUAUUCGAGCGAGACACUUUCCGAGUCACCCACGAACAAAACCUCCGCUACAGGUCCAAGCGGAGAAGCUUCAUUCCAACAUGUCCCCGCUCAGAAACAGCGCCUUGAGAGGCGAGGGCAUACCAAAAGUCGCAGAGGGUGCUUCAACUGCAAGAGAAGGCGGAUCAAGUGCCAAGAGACACAUCCAUCAUGUGGCCACUGUACCAAAAUGGGUUUGAAGUGCGAGUAUGCCAAUGCUCCAACAAUUAUACACCAGCCACAAAAUCAAGUGCCACUGUUCAGCUUACAAGAUAUGCGGUUCUUCCAGCACUUCAUGCUACAAUGCUACCCUCACCACCCUAUAGGUAACGAAAACAUUUGGACUCAUGAGGUUCCAUGCUUAUCUCAAACCAACGAGUUCCUCAUGCACGCGAUCCUCGGCAUGGCAGCAUGCGAUCUCAUGAAUGCAGACCCAAGCCUUCUGGCAUUUGCCAUGGCACACCGCGUCAAGGCCAUAAAAGCCAUCAAAAAGUCACUUGCCGAGCUGCCGAAGCAGAGGGGCACGACGUCGGAGCACGCCAACGCCCUCGUCGCGACGUGCUUCGCGCUCACGUUCCAAUCUGUAUCGUUAGAGGACGGGAUGACUGAGUACAUGACCUUUAUCCGCGGCAUCUUGAUCAUUGGCACGCAGAUGUACAUCAAGGGCAUCAAGCCCAUCUUUGUGAACUUGAUGGGACAGGAUUCAAGCGCGGUGCUGGAGCCCAAGAUGGUGGAUCUGCCGUUGAUUCGGAAAGAAUGGGCUGACGGUGCUGUUGAAGCCAUUGGCGGGCUGAGAGGGCUUUGUCGGGACGGGGUGGAGAUUGAGUAUUUUGAUCUCCUUCUGGAUAUGGCGACAAAGCUUCACACUUCGUCUUGGAAGGCGUAUCAGACACUUUCAAAGCACUACGGCUGGUGGAUCCAGCUUCCGCACGAAAAGUUUCAGCGCGUCAUCGACAUGACCUCGCAGACGAUGGUCCUCCUGGCCAGCCACUGGAUCGCGCUGAAGCAGAUCAUGGCCACGGUGACCAAUGCCGAGCAUGAGUGUCGCGAGAAGGCGCCGCCCAAGGAGAGUGCCGUGGAUCUAGGCAUCAUCCGGUGGCUGGGGCAUCUCAAUAGAGAGGUUGAUCAUGAGCAUUUGGUGUAUAAUCGGUGGCCUCUGUGGGUGAAAGAGCAGCUGAACCGGGAUCUGUCCUUUUUUGGGAAGAAGUUUUGA